AUGUCCAGUAGUAUCAACAUGUCGACCGGUUUAUCACGUGUCGAACACAAUUUAACUAAGCAUAUAAGAUCAAUCACAGGAGGUAUAAAUUCUAUAAAAAUAACAUACAUAGCAUACAUUAUAUCAUUAGUAUCAUGUUUAUCUGCAGGCUCGGUCACCUUGAUUUCUCUAUUUACUGAACCUUGGUUAGAACAAUAUAAUUACACUCCACUACAGAUUAAUCUAAUAAGCAGUGUAAUUAACAUGGGUGGUUAUUUGACACCCCCAUUAUUAGGCCUAUUGAGUGAUUCCCACGGUCCAGUACUAUUAAGUAUGAUCUCUUCGUUUGGGUUUGUGCCUGGUUAUUGGUAUUUGAGUGGUAUCACUCCUGAUAACAACCAUACUAUUCCAUUUGGACUAACGCUUUUCUGUUUUUUUUUCAUUGGAUGCUCCACCAGCGCUUUAUUCUUCAGUGCUCUCCUUUCCUGUUCUAAAUUCUAUAGUAACAGCAAAUUAUUAUGCAUCAGUCUACCAACAACUUUUUAUGGAAUAUCUUCUAUUUGGAUGGGGUACAUAUUCACACAUGUUAAAUGGUUUUAUACCUACUUUGAUGGGGAAAAAGGUGAUAUACUGGAUUUGCCUAAAGUUUUCAAGUUUUUAAGUAUAUUUUAUAUGUGUAUUUGCUUAUUUGAUUGGAUUUCCACCAGUAUUGUAGCAAGGUUAAAAAAUGAAAGCGUGUAUAAAAAUACUACAGCUGUUGCUCCAAUUAGUGUUGCAAGUAGCGCUACAAUUGCUGAUGAGCAUCAAGCUUUAUUGCCAGAACAAGAAUGUAGUAUCACUGAUAUGGGUAAAUCUUUAUCUGAAUUUUUCCGUUCAUCUUCGACGUAUCUUUUGUUUUUAACAAUGUUUGGUUCGUUUGGUGUAUUAGAAUCAUAUUUAAGUAAUAUGGGGGCAAUUUCAAAUUUGUAUAACAAUAGUCAUAGUAAAAAAGUAUCUGCUCAGGAGACUUUAACUAUAUUUUCAGGUAAUUCUACAUCAAUAAGAAUAAUAGUAGGAGUAUUAUUGGACGUGUUAAAUAGAAUGUUUAGUAAAAGAGGUACCAGUACUAUCAAAAAAAAUAAAAGCAACAGGCUUAUAACUAUGUCUAUAUUAUGGGUAUUACUAAUGGUAGGUGCAUUGUCUCAGUAUAUAUUUGUUAUAUUUGGAGACGAUAUCAGUUCUAUAGCUUUAAAUCUUGCUACUGCAUGCUGUGGAUUGGCUUACGGUGGAUUAUUUACUAUAUUUCCAAGUUUAGUUUUAAAUAUGUGGGGGCAAGAUAUAUUUGGUACGUGUUAUGGUAGUUUUAUGGUUGCACCUGCUUUAGGUAGUACACUAUACGGUAUAAUGUUUGCUAAAAUAUAUGAAAGCACUGUUGGUGGAGGUGUAGGUAAGAUUAGUUGUUUAUUUAGUAAUUUUAUCAUUACCGGUAAUACGUUUACGGUUUGUUUAAUUUUGAGUUUUGUGACAUAUUAUUGGUAUUUGUAG
Messenger RNA from Saccharomycodes ludwigii, 1503 nucleotides. RefSeq names its product Mch1p (gene MCH1). Gene Ontology annotation, biological process: transmembrane transport. The transcript has a single exon. Bases 1 to 1503 code for a protein of 500 amino acids. The record is from RefSeq and is a predicted model, not a curated record. Gene Ontology annotation, molecular function: transmembrane transporter activity. Lineage: Eukaryota; Fungi; Ascomycota; Saccharomycetes; Saccharomycodales; Saccharomycodaceae. Gene Ontology annotation, cellular component: membrane.